Mizuhopecten yessoensis (Yesso scallop) is the source of this 2110-nucleotide messenger RNA. RefSeq lists its product as uncharacterized. The transcript has 2 exons. Bases 161 to 1372 code for a protein of 403 amino acids. Lineage: Eukaryota; Metazoa; Mollusca; Bivalvia; Pectinida; Pectinidae. The record is from RefSeq and is a predicted model, not a curated record.
AAUAUCAUCACUUGAACUAAGAAUGUGUAAAAUAGAGAAGAAAGGACUGUUUUAUCUUGGAUGUGGACUUCAGCUUACAGGUACAGCAUAGGAGGACAAAUCUAUAUAAAUAUAUAAUAUUGAUGAGCAGCGGCCUUGGGCGGUUUGGACGAUAGGAAGUAUGUCUCCUACUACCAAGCCUAAGGAAUCACCAGCUCACGCAAACACUGAAGAUUCUCAUGAUGAUUUCAUAAAAAAUUCAAGAAUUUUGAUCGAAUCAACAAAAAGCAAGAUGGAACGCGUGCAAUCAAUGUCAAAUGAGUUGGGUUAUCUCACCAGCCUCAUAAAGGAUGACCGGAAGCAGGCAACGAAAUCAAGACAGCAAAUUGGCAACCAAUCGAAAAAGAGCAUCGUCGAUGUCAAGGACCCCAGUGUAGGUCGUCAUAAGGAUAGCAGGCCAGUUCGACAGUCAGUUCCUGGGCAUAUCGUGUUCGAUAAACCAAAGAAAAAAGACGCAUCGCCUAAAGUAAGCAGUAAGUUAAAAAAACUGAGUGACGGAGGAAGGUUUAAACUAAUCGAAAGUACUUUACAGAAGGUGAAAGAGGCAGACGCGAGGGGUAAAGAAUUAGCGUCACCGGAAACAAGAGACUACUCGACAACAAAAACACAACAAAUAGUGAUUCCCAGGGAUACCAAUGUCGAUGAAAAAACGGAGGACGCGAAAUCCAAUUCCGAUCGUGUGACCUGUUGUGACACAAAGAAUGGAAGUGACGUUUUGCCGGGCUGUUUGUGCGACUGUGGUGGUAAUCUAAUUGUUGAUGAAUCAGCAGAAAGAGCAAUUGCUGCCAGGCAUCGGGCAAAGUUUAAAACGAAACCACGUGGUCCUGUUUCCAAACAUUGUUGCGUACGUCAUUAUAGCUCAUACCAAGGGCCGGUCAUAUUGGCAGGCGAGGACACGGCGUUCUCACAUCUUCCUGCCUUGCACGUGCACAACCUUCAAGUUCCUUCACCAAGGCCAAGGUCAAAUAUGGACAUCGGGUGCAAGCAUUCUAUCCAAAUUGUAAAGGAUUCAAAUUCACUCAGUGCGUGUCUAAAUAAAGAAGACAUUCGAAACGCAGAGAAACGGAAACUGAAAAAUUGGUGGCAUCAUAGAUGCGCAUGUGUACAAGAGUACAUCCGACAAAAUGAACAAAUGGAAUCAAGGCGACCAACCUUGAAGCCGAACAAAGUGACGUUACAGACUACUGGAUUUUCUUCCAUAUAUUCGGAUUCGGGUAACCUCGUACCGUAUGAGGAGGUGUCCAUAGGAUACAGAUUAAUGGUGGGAGGGAAAGCAUCAUUUCCCAUCAGUAUACGUCACUUGAGAAAGUUCAGGGCACCACUCAGACGGUGAUGGGAAUUAUUGGGCGGGUAUAUGUCAACACUAGAAUGAAAUGCUGCAACUAAAAACUUUAGCUUUGGUACUCGUUGGAACGUCAUUGGAAGCCUUCAAUACGACAGUUUUUCGUGAAUCUUAAUAAAGUCAGAUCUUAUACCGAGUCGCACUGUGUAUGACACGGACAGUUCAUGCUACAAGUUAAAAUCGUAAGCAUUGUUCUUUAACAUCAAUUCUUUUCUUUUGCUAACUGAAGUGACAGUAAGACGUUACUCAACCAAGCGCUACAGAAGGUAAAAAAACCACCCCUCGGCAUUUACACGUGCAUUGUAUGUAUAUACACAAACACGGUACGUUGUUGCAGAUGUACUUAACCUUACUGGGGCAGGAAUAUCGGUGCCAUCAAAGUAAACUCUCUUCUUUCAAUAGUAAUACUAACUUUGUUGCACACAUAAGGUUCUGAUGUAUUAGAUACUUGUAUAACGUUUUAAGGAGGAUAACUCAGACAAUGGUCAGAAACAUUAUGUGUAACGUAACUUAAUCCUUAAUUUCUAUUGUUCUGGACACCGAAGGUGAACACUUCCUAGUGUCUAAUCAAUACAAAUGUUUGCUGAUUUACUGGGUUUUGCCCCAACAUUUUCUCAUCAUGCUCAUCUGUAGAUUAUUUCUAAAUUCAAUAUUAGAAGCACAACAGAAUGGGGUGUGAACUAUGUGCAGACUUAUCGGCACUACUGUCUGAUGGCAAUAAAUAAUAAG